Molecule: messenger RNA, 519 nt
Organism: Dermacentor albipictus
Lineage: Eukaryota; Metazoa; Arthropoda; Arachnida; Ixodida; Ixodidae
Source: RefSeq, a predicted model, not a curated record
AUGGGAUAUGAAGACGUUGCUACCAGCGCUUUGGCCUUGCUCGAGCACAAUAUCGACAUGCUCAAGGUUUCCUCCUCGCCUCCGACAACUCAGCCAGGGACUGCAUCUGACGGGAACCAAGCGUCUGCUUCCUCGACGGACACGACACGUUCACAGCGUGAGUUUGGCACCAGGUUACCGAAGUUAGAACUUGUACGUUUAGACGGAACAAUCACCAGAUGGCAGCCGUUCUGGGACAUGUUUCUUCAUUCUGUUCACGAGAACCCGCGGCUGUCCGACACCAAUCGCUUCCAUUACCUGGUUUCGUUACUUGAUGGAGCUGUUGCUCAAACGGUCGCCGCAAUCCAAGUGACGGAAUCAAGCUACAGCGAUGCACAUGGAAUAUUGAAGCAGCGCUACGGCGACCGCAAGUUGAUCGAGCAGAAGCUCUUGGAAAACCUUCGAAUGCUCGGAUCGGUGACAUCUUCGAACAACGCUAUAGCCUUGCGGAAGUUGCUUGACGACAUUCAACUCAACUGA